Molecule: messenger RNA, 1188 nt
Organism: Linnemannia hyalina
Lineage: Eukaryota; Fungi; Mortierellomycota; Mortierellomycetes; Mortierellales; Mortierellaceae
Source: the annotation of a GenBank genome assembly
AUGACGCUGCCAACUGAACUUCAGCGUCAAUGGCCUCGACUUGUUGUUGCCGCCCUCUCGCUGCACCCUCUCUUCUACUCUAUCCGCGGUGCCUUGCGGGUACAAACACCUCCUCCAGCUAUGACCCCUGAUGAUUACCACUACUUCGUCUUCGUCUAUGCCUUCAUCGUCGUGCCUUCAAUAGUCGACCUCCAUCGACUCUAUGUUGCCUACAGGCCCACAACCGGAGGGGCUCAGUUAUCGUUCAAAAUCUGGUCGAUCAGGACAGCUUUUAUUGCCCUCGUCUACAUCAUCGCAGGGUCAUACAUGUAUUUUGUUCCAGAGUUCGAGAAUCUCGUCAACAACGCCACCUUCGCAGCAGAGGUGUCAGAGAUACUUUCUCAGCAUAAUCAGUCAUUGCCAGUGUUGCUGCCAGAACAAGCUACACAGUCGAUGACCUCACCAACCCUCGUUGAGACGGUGUGGAAGGGCAUUGAGUCGUGGAUGCCUUCGGUGCUCAACAUUGUACUUGGGUUCGCAUUGUCGACAAUCCUGAACCAGAGGCGGCAACUAGAUCAUGAGCAGGAAGUUCGACAGGAAAAGCAGGGACACCACCUCCUCGCCGCGAGUAGCGAUCUCCCGGCGCCUAUUGCGUCAGCAUCGACUGUAGAGGGGUUCAAGACCGAGGCAGAGAUCCGUCGAUUGAGAUUGAGAGUGCCUACGUGGCCUCGUCUCAUUGUGGGCGUGUGGUUCUUGGUGGCGGCCUUCGACGGAAUCAGUGGAUAUUUGGCAUCGUUUCAAUCAGUGUGGGCCAAUUUAGAGAUGUCGUUCUAUAUCCUCCAGAGUCUCGCAGGACUAUACAUCCUCUACCGCAAGUCACUCGUCCUAACCCAACGACUUUUCUACUCGAUUUGCGUGACAACCCUGCACAUGUGCACUGUCUUCGGCACAAAAAUCUGGAACGUUAAUCAAACAGAUAUCGAACUUCCUAUGAAGACAUUCGGUGUUGGGGAAAUGGCGACUAUCAACGAACUCAAGUUUUUCCGUGGAAUGGUAUUUGUUAUAGUCCACGUCUUUUUCGCAGUUCGACUUUGGGUUGCUUGGCGAUUGGUUGCGGAUCUGAAAGCAAGGGAUGCAAGGGUUGCGAGGGCGAGGGAGCAGCAAGAGCUGCGGGAACGAGGUCUUGCGGAGAAGCAAACAGCCUUUUGA